Molecule: messenger RNA, 4483 nt
Organism: Labrus bergylta (ballan wrasse)
Lineage: Eukaryota; Metazoa; Chordata; Actinopteri; Labriformes; Labridae
Gene: lca5
Product: lebercilin LCA5
Biological process (GO): intraciliary transport
Cellular component (GO): axoneme
Source: RefSeq, a predicted model, not a curated record
AGAGGUGUAGUUUCAGAAAACCUCAAGGCGUGGACAAAACAGAAUCUGGACGCCCGUAACUGCUGUGCCUUGCUUUUUUUUUUUGCUUUUUUUACAGUGGAUAACGACAGGAUAACGCAAUUGAAAUGUUUAAAGUUGCUUCUGUUUUCAAGAAAUGGACGUAAGAACUAUGUCGUUGCAUGUCCAGCGAUAGCAGUCUUAGCUUAAGUUCAUGCUAGCUUGUUAGCUGGUAGCUUAAGCUAACAGUAGUCUAAACACAGAAGCUGUUAUUUCUACAAAAUGAAGGGUCUCUAAGACAACGUAGCAAGACGAGAGUAAACGCUGGAAAACGGACAGAUCUUGCUUCCUGACUGCGUUGAGUAUCUCACACAGUAAUAAUGUUGACUGGAGCCUCCAGAAACAGAAGACACCUAUUGAAGAAGAUAUGAAGGAUGGUGUCAGCUGAGAUCAUGUGGAUAUGAUGAAACCAAUGUGAAUUCCCAAUCCAGGUAACAAAAUGGAAUCAGAAAACAAAACGGACUCAUAUGAAGACAACAGAAAUGUCAAUCAGAGUCGCGAGUCAAUCCUGAGUAUGAAGAAAUAUUCCCCAGAAUCAUCCUCCCCAAAACACAAAAAAAACUUGGGAGAGAAUGACCAGGACAAGGAAGAAAAACAUGACAGUGUGGAGAGUCGAUCGAAAACCAGAACCUGGCGUUCAGAUCCGGAUCGGGAUGAGAUGUCAGACAGAGAAGGACAAAGAAGUAGUCGGUCAUUUUACUCCGAGGACUAUGAGAAUGAGUCUCGUUCAGCUGGCUCACUCUCAUCGUACUCCCGGUCCCGGACUCCAUCCCCUGCGCACCAAAGAGGGGUGAGGGCAAAGAGGCUUACUGGCAGCCACCUCUACAAAACAGCAGGUGGUGUGGUUCGCCGGGGUCUCUCUCGCCCACUGCGCCUGGGCGGUCAGCCUCUUACCCAGCAGCAUCGCAGGGGGGUGCAUUCACAAAGCAAGGAGUCUACACCCCCUAAAGACCUGGACCUGGUGACCAAGAAGGUGCUUUCAGCCCGCCUUUUGAAGAUCAACGACUUGCGUAACUCACUAGCUGAGCUUCAACAGCGUACUGAUGAGCUGCAGAAGGAGAAUCGAAUCCUCAGACAGCUUCAGGUGCGCCAAGAGAAAGCCCUGCAGCGCUACGAUGACACAGAAAGCGAGAUCUCCCAGCUGCUGUCGCGCCACUCCAACGAGACCCACGUACUGCGAGACCGGCUCAGGCGGACCCAAGAGCGGGAGCGAGCGGUCGAGCGGCGGUUAAAGGACAGUGAGGAGCAGCUGCAAAGGAGUCACGCGAUCAUCGCCAAACUGAAGAAGCUGGUCAACCAGCGAGAGCUAGGAGCCAGAGACGAGCUGAGCCGCAAGCUAGAAGAAGAGAAGACUCGUGCCCAGGAGGCAGAACGAAAGAUAAAAGAGCUGGAGCGUAGCAUGGAGCUGAGCAACAGCAGUUUCCAGAGGCAGCUGGCUGCAGAGAGAAAGAAGACUAUCACUGCCCAGGAAGACAUCGGGACUUUGCAAGAGGAGCUUGAGCGAUUGACCAAUAAACUUAAGGAGAAAGAGAGAGAACUAGAUACGAAGAACAUCUAUGCAAACCGCAUGGUGAAACCCUCACUUAAGAAAGACAUGGAGAAUGGAUCAAAACGGAAAGCUCCCAGCAGGAACAGCAGCAAGGCAGUGCAGGCUAAAGACAGGUUGUCCAGUCUGGAUUUCCCCACACCUCCCCCUGCCUUCACUGAUGCAAACGAGUGCAGCGAACAAGCACCUGAUGACUACAUAUCACUCAGGCAGGAGCUUGGCAGUGUGGACAGACAGGCGGAAACAGAAGAUAGACACCAAAGUGGUGAGCAGCAGAAGAUGAGAGACAUAGAAAAAGAAAGAGACAAGGAGGAGUUGGUGAAGGAGAAAAAGGAGAAACAGCAACUCAACCAGGAGUUAAAUGGGCCUGAGGAGAAAUCAGAGAGACAAGCAAAACGGUGGGAAAAAGAAAAAGAGGAGGAAGACAGAGAAGGGCAUUUCCUGGUUAACGAGAAGGAAGACAGUAUCAGGAAGCACGGCCAUGUCCAGGAAAAGGUGGACAGAUGGAACCACGAGGCUCUGGCCAAUCAGCAAGUGGCAGAACAAGCGCGACGCAAAAAAGAACUGCUGCUGGCUAAGAUGCAUGAAAUAGACCGUUCCAUAAAAGGAGCCCAGGACACAAUGUUCUCCAACUCUGAGUCCAAUAGGGGUACCAGUGAACAUUCUUCUCCUCAUCCUCCUGAAAAGAGGAGCAGUAACUCAUCCGUUUUCCAACUUACAGAAGCUGAUGAACGUGCUGCAAGCAGGGAAGGAGGAAGGAGAUCAGGCAUAGAGGGUGGGGUUGCUACAACAGGAAUUGGGAGGAGAGCGCUACGACUCCAAAACUCCGGUGAUGACUUAGCAUUCGGAAGCUACGCACCUUCUUUUGGAAAUUCAGCUUCCAGAGGUUCCUCAGGUUUCCCUCCACCUCCUCCUGCAGAAGAAAGGGACUCUGCAUUAGAAGCAAUAGGUGUUUUCAGUCUCAGAGGGGUGGAGACUGAGAAAGGUGUCGGAAAAGAUAGAAAGUCUAGCCUGAUGCAGCAGCUGUUUGGUUCCCUGGCAACACCUGUAGGUGACAGUGUGAGCCCCCCUAAUAAGAUGGAGGUCUUCAGCAGUCCUCCUGCAACCAAUGGGGUACGUUCAAAAAGGGAAGGACUUUUCAGCUUCAGCUCAGAGUCACCCACCCCUCCAACAUCCUCUCUGAACACAAUACAUGUCGCAGAGAGCAGACCUGCAAUACGUGCCAUCUCCUCCUUUAAUGAAGACGACAUAGAGGAACUGACUUUAUAAAAAAAGGGAAUUACAUCUGAUGUCGUCAGUCUCAUAGCAGGCCAUCGUAUCAAUCAGUCAGUAACAAAGUGAGACAGCAUGAGGUGUUUUUAAACUCUGAAAGAUUGAGUCAUGAACAUAAAAUAUCAUCAUUAUAAACAGAAGGAAACAGGUGCAAUAAAAUGUUUCUACAAAAAAGUCUGAAAUACCAGCCCUAAAUAUUAUACAGCACUAAAUACAUGAUAGUUUAUAGUUUGAUGCUAGGUGAAGUAUUACCAGCGACUGUGGCUUUUAUUAGUGACAAAUUGCAGGACAUUCCUCAGGUGGUAUUAGUUAUUGUGGUAAAUGUGUGACUUGUUGUUUAUCAGACCAAAGGAAGGAUAGCAGAGCCUUAACACAACAACCAGCAACAAACCAAUCUCCAAGUGGCAAGGUCACAUUUAAAAAGGUUUCAUUACAUUCUCAAUCACAUUUCUCUGAGAUUCACAAUUAACCACUUUUCCAUAUUUAGUAGCAAGACUAGCAUGACAUUUCUGUUAUUUAGUGUCAGACUCUUUGAUUCAGUGAACCACUAAACAAUGCCACAAUGUGUUUAAACUGCUUGCUGAAUGUCUGACACUUGUAUAAAAAAAACAGUUGUGGAGAGUACAAUUUGACUUAAUUGAGUCCUGUUGUUCUAUGGUUCUUUAUAAAACCCCACAAGAUUUCAAAGGGACAUACUGUUCUUUUUUUGAAAAACCUUUACAGCAUCAGAAGUUUAACAUGACAAAUCAAUAACUUUAAUCCAGUUAAAUAUUGAAUUGUGAAAUUGGUCACUCCAUAUAGUGAGAACUUUGACUUUUGGUACUUUGAAUACAAUGCUUUUAGUUGUUUGUUCUUUUUUUCUUAAGUAAUAUUUAAAUUCAGGACCUGUAUUUAAGUGUUUUUAGAAUAUGGUUUUGUUGCUUUUACCAAACCAAGUCCAAGCUACUUUUGUUAUAAAAAAAAUAACUACUUUCUGUAUAUAUAGCCUAUAUAAAAAAAUAAAUACCUAAAUUGAGCUGGUACUGUUUUAAUGUUCCAUAUAAAAAUUGGAUUUACAUCAUAAACACAUGUGAAUGACCAGUAAAGAAAAAUAUACAUAGUAAAUAAAACUUGUAGAAAGUAAUUUUAAUUGUUUUGUUUAAUAAAAUGGUAUCCAAACAAAAAUGUUGAUGGCUAAGACAACCAGUACGAAAACAAACCACUAGGGGCUGCAAAAAGAGUAAACUAUUACCGUUAGUGGACAAGGUUUUCUAUUUCAUUCCUUGUUUAUGUUGAGUCGUAAUAGACCUCCAUCAAAUUAUAAAAUUUGCAUUAAAUUAAACUCCUAAUAAGCUUAUGAAAACGCAUUGGUCAGAAAAAAAAAACUUGUACUUUUUCAGAUUUAAAUGUUUGAAGAGAUCUUUGUAUUUAUUCUGGUAUAUUAUUUUAACUUUAUUGACAGACGAAAUGUGUGACACUUUUUAAGAGUUUACGACACUUGCAAACUUUAUGCUAAACUAGUCAGCAGGCUGCUUGUGUUUCAAAUGUCUCCACGUUUUGUACUUAUAGCCUCGAUGUUUUGUGUUGUUUUUGUUGGAUGAAAUAAAUUAUAGCAGGAGUGAAUUGUUA